UGAAUAGUCAAAAUUUACCUGAAUUUUUAAAGGCGCUCUUAUACCCCUGCAGAGAGUUUUAUAGUUUUAGUUAACGGUUUUGAAAUUAAACUUUAGGUUUCUGUUUAUUUAAAUAUAAUGGACAGAGAAAGAUAGUUAAUCUUCGGGCAACGUUACACAAUUAUAAGCUGUGGAUAACAUAUUGCUUACAUCAGUCAAUAUAUCCUGUAGCCAUAAAAUCGACCUUCUCUCAUAAAUACAUUUUUGAAAGAUAGAUUCGACGUUUUUCAACACUGAUGCCGUAAGGCUUGGUUUACAGGCGUAAGAUUUAAAAUAUAAUUAAAUAGAACCACAAGAGAACGGAUUUGCAAUGCCAGCCCAAACUCGAGUGCUGGACUUUGGCGAUGGAACGUUUCCAAUCCAACUAAACUAUCCUGAUCAGAAGAUCUUCAGUAAUUGCAAUAGUUACGGCGAUCGCGUUCCGGGUCUUAAUUGGAACGAGAUCACUGUGCACCAUCGCGGUCAAUUUAAGUCCAUGUCGAAUCCGCACCAAAUAAUUCUGGAUGGACUGUAUCAGGCAGUAGAUGGAGCCGAGUUCUUUCCGGUGUUCUAUCAGCGUGGUAACUAUGAGGAUACUUUUCUGGUUCGCAACUGUAAAGCGGCUAUCGACAAUCUGUUUAAUUUGCGACUUACCAUCAGCGUGAACUCAGGCGCCACUUUCGAUAUCAGCGUCCAACUGGGAGUGGCCCAGUAUCAAAGGAACCAAAUAUCGCCGCACUUGCUCAUUGCCCAAGUGGUCAACAGACUAAUGAGACAACUUGUUAAAAAGAACGGCGUGGAGCGACUGCUCAAUUUGGACAGUUUUGGCGAACAUCCGGAGUUCCGCAACAUUGUGGUGAGCCUGGGUAAUCCAAGCAUUCUAAUGAACGUGUGCCAAGUAAUACGCAACGACACUAAUAGCUUCCGGGUGAACGGGUUCAUAUUGUCCAACAACAACAUCCGGAAUGUACGGCCUCUGACUCUUUUCGCCAAUGUAGACUAUGCCCUGCUCGACUUAAGUAAUAACAAAAUUAAAUCAGCUGAACGAUUUUGUCGCGCCCUCGAGGAAUUCCGGGCAGAAGAGUUGUUCCUGGAAAAUAAUCCCAUUGUCAAGACAUAUCAGUUCCCAGAGAACAUCAGGAUGCUCAAGAAGAACUUCAAGUUAGUCAAUGGACGCCCCUUCGAUAUGCUGCACGAGGAAUAUUCGCCUCUUGAUAAUGACAUCGAUCUGGAGACGGAUGGAUCGCGGCUGGACUCGAACAAUACGUGGAAAUUGUCAGAGUAUACUAUGAGCCAGGAUUGGCAUGCGUUUAUGGUUCCUGAUCCCCAACAAGAAUUCAGCAAGGAUGCGUUUUUUGAUUUUUUCUUCAUUCGCAUAGAAGCAACUUUGAGCGAAUUUUAUCCCUGCUACUAUAAGUACAUUAAAAAUGAGCACGUUUUCCUUGUACGCAACUGCUUCGAUCAGAUUUCUAGUUUGGUUAACACAUACAAUCUAGAGAUGUGGAUUCCGCCGACAGUCAGUUUUCCUGAGGAGCGUAUCUUCAAAUACUACCUGCGCAUGAACGUGAGCACCUAUAAAAAACACCAUAUCGAUCCUAAGGAAUGCAUUCAGAAAGCUGUCCAGCUUUGCUAUGUGCCCCAAAACCGGCUGCUUAACCUUGAUAAAUUCCAGUCCAACGAGAGUCUAAAGAACGUUGUGGUGUCACUGAGCUCGCCGAAAAUUUUGACCUCUGUACUGUCGAUGGCGUCGCGUCAAUUUAUGGCUAACUGCUCGGAGAUUCGCUUGUGCUGCAACAAGAUCGUGACAGUGGAUGGAGCUCAUGUCCUUCGUCGGAUGGGCAACCUGCGUGCCGUGGAUCUAAGCCACAACUGGCUUCACGACCUCUCAGUGAUUAAGUCUUUGGGCGAGCUACCCCUGAAAUCCCUUGUACUUCAUGGAAAUCAACUGUGUCGCAACUACAGCCUGCCCAGCGAAUAUAUCCGUGCGGUUAUGGAACUGUGUCCGCAACUGACCACCUUGGAUGGUGUUGAUCUGCAAACGAACCCCGGUCAGUCGCCACAAAAGAACUUUCUUUGCGAUAUCGGCGCCUACGAGCUGAUUGGCGGGUUUUUCCUUAAAAAUUAUCUGCGAGAGUUUGAGGAUAACGAGGACCGUGGUCGUCUGCAUAAGUAUUACACCAAUGACUCGAUCUUCACCCUGACUUGCAACUACAGUGUGGUUCAGAAUCAUCAGACUUCCCAUAUGUUGCGCCGCAUUGCAAAAUACAACAAGCAUGCGAGAAAUCUUCUCAAAAAUGAUUUCUCAAAGGCGGCUAAUAGCGUGUACGUUGGCACAGACGAGAUUCUGGAGGUGCUGGCACAACUGCCAAAGGUCACCCAUGACUUUCACUCCCUACAGACGGACGUAAUGCAUUACGACGGCAGCUCUGCCGUGAUCUAUGUUACUGGCUUGCUGCGCGAUGAGGAACCGAGCAAAAAUGCCAUCGGUGAUGUUUUUCUGGGCUUCAGUCGGCAGUUUGUUGUCAAGUUCGAUACGGAGGGCCUGGGCUUGGGUAAGAGAGCUCGCCGCCUGAAGAUCACAAAUGAACGACUUAACAUUAUGAGACCCUCAACAAAUAUGAUCCGAAACGCUUUCAGUGUGCAAUAUCCCGAUCCAAGUGAACAUCCGCGAGAAGAUGAUUCCCUGGAUGUAAAGGACCAUAAACUGCUUCUGUUUCAAGAAGUAACCGGGCUCAUUUCCACCUGGUGCACAUCGAUUGUUGAGCAGGCAGACUGGGACUUCGAGAGGGCUUUAAAAUUGUUUAUCCAAAAGAAUCAAGACCAAGAGAUCCCUGACUUGGCCUUUGCUUAACCAAAUAUAUAUUUAGGACAAAUUGAAGAACCUUCUCAUUAUGAGCUCCUAGUUUUAGUUUGUUUGCCAUUUAUAUUAUUAUUUAGUUCGAAUUUAUACAAAUUAUUAAAAAACAAAUGCACGAAUAAAACUUCAUGUGCUUCCAAAAGCUAACAACACCAAUGCAAUACACAACCCAAGAAGUCUACUUCUUAAACUUUCUAAUUUACAAAUGUCGAGUGGACAUUGGUUGUUAAAAACAUUAUUGUCAAUAAAUUCUGUUUUAGGAUCGUAGACAUUUAUUUUUGAAUAUGCUCUAUCUGACAAAAUUUCCUUACAUUGUAAUUGAAUAUGUUCUGAGACUUAUUUAGUUAAAGUGUUUGGUAAAAAAAAAAUAAAUAAAAGCAAACCGCCAAAAAUAAACCGAAACCUCUCAAAAUAACAAUUUUGACUUCCCAAUAAAAACUGCCAUGUAUUACCAUUAAAAUGUUGUUUAGAUGGCGAAAACAUUUAUUUGAUAUUUAAGAUUUUAUCACGUGCAAAAAGAAGUGUUUCUUUUUACACAUUUAUUAUGGGAGUGGUAUCGUAUAUCUCCGAUUAGCAAUAUUUAGCUGUGGAGUAAUGAGGCUGGGCAGUGGGAAAUAAAUAAACAUCGAAAAAUGCCAUCGCUUAAAUAUUUAAAUAUUUUGUAGACUAGAAAAUGUUUCUAAAUACAUUAGCAUAUGUUUUUUUGUAUAAUAUGUAUAAUGCAUUAGUAAACGCACAGUUCAUGACCCUUACACAAUAAAUUACAAAAAGAGGGAAAGUCCGACUAAGCUCUAAGAUUUCGCUUAUACCUUCAAUGUGUGUGCUCAAUGGCCUUAGCUGGAUGGUAAGGUAAUGAGUGGUUCAUGCAAGUUUUGAGUAUGGCUGAUUGGGUGACAAUAAAAUUAAAAGAAAAUCGUGUGUUUUUCCAUGCUUUUCAUGUCUUGGUUUUAAUUCCAUAAAUUAGAUCAAGUUUCAAAACAAACUCUAUUGCCAAAAUGAACGAACAACACUUGUCCAAGCUAUGAGCGCGUUAAUAUCAGAUAAGUCCGUUGCGUUCCACGUCCGACUGCGUUUCCGUAUCCGGUUUGUGUGCAUUUUUUGUGUGUGUAUGUAUGUACUUUGGGUAAUUACAAUUGUUAAUUUAUCGGUAAAAAGAUUGACAAGUGUCAAGCGCUAAGAUUUUUGCCGACUUUUUGGCUUGGAAAAAACAAUUGCGAAAUUGGCGCUCAUAGUGGUGAUUA
Drosophila ficusphila is the source of this 4116-nucleotide messenger RNA. It is a transcript of the gene nxf2, whose product is annotated as nuclear RNA export factor 2. Gene Ontology annotation, biological process: poly(A)+ mRNA export from nucleus. Lineage: Eukaryota; Metazoa; Arthropoda; Insecta; Diptera; Drosophilidae. The record is from RefSeq and is a predicted model, not a curated record. Gene Ontology annotation, cellular component: nucleus. Gene Ontology annotation, molecular function: RNA binding; protein binding.